Hirsutella rhossiliensis is the source of this 498-nucleotide messenger RNA. RefSeq lists its product as uncharacterized. Bases 1 to 498 code for a protein of 165 amino acids. NCBI's taxonomy places the organism in Eukaryota, Fungi, Ascomycota, Sordariomycetes, Hypocreales, Ophiocordycipitaceae. The record is from RefSeq and is a predicted model, not a curated record. The transcript has a single exon.
AUGUUGUCUCCGGACCAGGUGCCCGAAUGCGUCUUUGCCCUGGAAGAAUACAUGCUUCUCCAGGAACAACACGAGGAGCUCUCCACCCACCUCCAGCAAAUACGUCCCCGCCAGUCCUCGGUCAGCAGCAUCUCCACCCGCUCCUCGAGCUCCUCGUCUUCCUACAGCCCACCAUCGCCCAACCUGCCGUCCCGCACCAGCGGGCGGCACCACACAAGGCCAAGGGCGCGCUGCAGCGGGUGGCGGAAACCUGUAUGCGGCCCCGUCGCCCUCGAUACCAUUAUCGACGAGGAGACGCUGCACGAGAUCUCGGCCGAGGAGCAGCGCCUGUUCGCCCUCAACGAGAGCAUCAAGCGCGCCCUGACGGAGCUCCUCAACACCGACACGGUCCGCGGCGACAACUCAAUGCGCAUGUGGGCCCAGGCCCGCCUGAUGGAAACGGAAAAAGAACUCCGGUCCGGACGUCGGAGACGGGGCUGUCCCGGGGCUGAGUGGUGA